Molecule: messenger RNA, 493 nt
Organism: Grammomys surdaster
Lineage: Eukaryota; Metazoa; Chordata; Mammalia; Rodentia; Muridae
Product: synaptonemal complex protein 3-like
Exons: 5
Biological process (GO): meiotic cell cycle; spermatid development
Cellular component (GO): synaptonemal complex
Source: RefSeq, a predicted model, not a curated record
CUUUCAUGGAUUGCCAGGUACCCUGAGGUGCACCUAAAAUCUAUUGGUGAGUACAUUUUCAUACAGUGACAUGUUCAUGGUUCCUGUCUAGCACAGGGAGACUACAAUUAUGGCAUCCAAAAUCAAGGGCAGACCUCCUAAACAACCAAAGGUGACUCCUGAUCUACCAUCUGACGAUUUACAGCAGCUAGAUGAAAAUAACACAGGAAACAAUCCGGCCCUUGAAACUGGUGGAGAAAGCAGUUCUUCCUGUGAAACAGUUGGACCAAAGCUAGGGCCUAGUAAGAAAUCUCUCAAUGAAAGAAAGAGAAGGUAUGUGCUGAAUGUAAGUAAUACGGUCCACAACAUUGAGUGGAACAUUGACCACUUCUUGAAACUCCAGCAUGAGCAAAGGCAGACACUUUAUCAGGACUAUUCUCAUCAGUUUUUGACUUUGGUUGUGAUGUGGAAUAUAGAUGUAGACCAAGUCAAGAAAAAUGCGGAAAAACUCUCA